Messenger RNA from Neolamprologus brichardi, 1176 nucleotides. RefSeq names its product pleckstrin homology domain containing B1 (gene plekhb1). Gene Ontology annotation, biological process: regulation of cell differentiation. NCBI's taxonomy places the organism in Eukaryota, Metazoa, Chordata, Actinopteri, Cichliformes, Cichlidae. The record is from RefSeq and is a predicted model, not a curated record. Gene Ontology annotation, cellular component: membrane.
AUGGCGCUCCUGAAAUCAAGCUGGUUGUGGAGACAGACUUCUGUCCUCAAACGCUGGAAACUCAACUGGUGUGACCUUUGGAUCGAUGGGAGUCUUUGCUUUUACAAGUCAGACAACAGGCGAGAGCUGGAGCAUCGCGUCAGUCUCAAACUAGCGUGCAUAGAUGUGCAGUCCGGUCAGGAAUGUGGAGGUGUGACUCCACCAGAGAGCAAUCCCAGGGAGAAUCUCAUCGUGGUUCACCUCAUGGACGGCUCAACACUCAACCUGUGCGCAAACAGUGAAGACGAAUCAAUAGCGUGGAAACUGACUCUGCUGCAGACCAGAAGAAACCCGGUGUUCACAUAUGACCCAUAUGAUGACUCCUACCAGGCUGUCCCCCUCAAUAGCCGCCACACUGUCUACAUAACACCUGGAGCAGGACCAGGAACCCACCAGGUUGUUGUUCAAAGGGACCCGUUUGAUGGCGUGGUGGAGCAUCUAGCACUGGGAAUGUUAGCAGGAAUGGCAGCCGGGGCAGCCAUGCGAUCCUUCCUUUGGAUGCCCUUGUUUUUUUGCUGAGAUGACUGACAUUACUGACAGGAGAGCAAAGCCUGCCUGUCACCGAGACAAGGGAGUUGGACAUCUAACGAGCAUGUGUAGAACAGGCUUUCCCAUCAUACUUGCUCUGAUAAAAAAGCUGCUUCAGUGGUUCUUCUGUUCUUUAUUAUGAGCAUAUAAAACCUGCGUUGUCAUCUUAUACGUGUAAAACACUGUCAGAUGCUGCUCCCCUGUGUCGUCUGUGUUUUAAAAAUACUGGCUGCCACAAUAUUAGAAGAACAAACAUUACGGUUUUAAAGCGUACAUACGAGAACGUGGUUUUUGGGAGCUUUGUGCACUUUGUUCUCACUUGUCUUUUGUAAGUUUUGCUUUUACUUGCUGGUUAAGUUUAAGCACCAAAAAUUACUUGUUUAGAUUUAUGCACAAAACUCUUGGUUUAACACUACACAUUGUAAAAUGAACUGCAACAGCACCAAGGUUGUAGAGUUUUACAUCACCGCUUAUGAAUGUUUGCAAAGCAGGAAGUUAUUUUACCAGUGUAAUUCUAGACAAAGUGUAGUUUGUAAGAAAUAUUAAAAUAUUAGCACCUCACUAGAAAACAAGUAGAUAUGUUAAAAAAUAAAUUAUAAUAUACUGAAA